Molecule: messenger RNA, 4875 nt
Organism: Enhydra lutris kenyoni (northern sea otter)
Lineage: Eukaryota; Metazoa; Chordata; Mammalia; Carnivora; Mustelidae
Gene: FCHO2
Product: FCH domain only 2
Exons: 26
Coding region: 40-2463 (807 amino acids)
Biological process (GO): clathrin coat assembly; clathrin-dependent endocytosis; synaptic vesicle endocytosis
Cellular component (GO): cytoplasm; plasma membrane; clathrin-coated vesicle
Source: RefSeq, a predicted model, not a curated record
GGGGAAAAAAAUAGUGGCUUUGAUGUCCUUUACCAUAACAUGAAACAUGGACAGAUAUCAACAAAAGAACUAGCAGAUUUUGUGAGAGAAAGAGCUACAAUAGAAGAAGCAUACUCCAGGUCAAUGACGAAACUAGCAAAAUCUGCAAGCAAUUAUUCACAACUUGGAACAUUUGCACCAGUGUGGGAUGUGUUCAAAACAUCUACGGAGAAAUUAGCAAACUGUCACUUGGAUCUUGUUAGAAAAUUACAAGAACUAAUAAAGGAAGUUCAGAAGUAUGGAGAAGAACAAGUAAAAUCUCAUAAAAAGACUAAAGAAGAAGUUGCAGGAACUCUGGAAGCUGUUCAAACCAUUCAAAGCAUAACUCAGGCCCUCCAGAAAUCCAAGGAAAAUUACAAUGCCAAGUGUGUAGAACAGGAACGUUUGAAAAAGGAAGGAGCUACACAAAGAGAAAUAGAAAAGGCAGCUGUUAAAUCUAAGAAAGCUACAGAUACCUAUAAACUUUAUGUGGAGAAGUAUGCAUUAGCAAAAGCUGAUUUUGAACAGAAAAUGACAGAAACAGCUCAGAAGUUUCAAGAUAUUGAAGAAGCUCAUCUCAUUCACAUAAAGGAAAUUAUAGAAUCCUUGUCAAAUGCUAUAAAGGAAAUUCAUUUGCAAAUAGGCCAGGUCCAUGAAGAAUUUAUAAAUAACAUGGCUAACACUACAGUUGAAAGCUUGAUUCAAAAGUUUGCUGAGUCAAAAGGCACUGGGAAGGAAAGACCUGGCCUUAUUGAAUUUGAAGAAUGUGACCCUGCUAGUGCAGUUGAAGGUAUAAAACCAAGGAAAAGAAAGACUUUUGGUUUACCAGGGAUAAUUAAAAAGGAAAAGGAUGCAGAGUCUGUGGAAUGCCCUGAUGCAGAUUCACUUAACAUUCCUGAUGUAGAUGAAGAAGGCUAUAGUAUAAAACCAGAAGCAAAUCAGAAUGAUACCAAAGAGAACCAUUUCUACUCAUCUAGUGAUUCUGAUUCUGAAGAUGAAGAACCAAAGAAGUAUCGGAUACAGAUCAAACCCAUGCAUCCAAAUAACUCGCAUCACACAAUGGCUUCCUUGGAUGAAUUAAAAGUGUCCAUAGGAAAUAUCACGCUCUCCCCAGCAAUAUCCAGACAUAGCCCAGUGCAGAUGAAUCGGAAUUCUUCUAGUGAAGAGUUAACAAAAUCAAAGCCAUGUGCUGCUUCCAAUGAGAAAGGGACCAGCGAUUUACUUGCUUGGGAUCCCCUGUUUGGACCAUCUCUUGAUUCAUCUUCUUCAGCUUCAUUAACUUCGUCAUCGUCAUCAGCCAGGCCCACAACUCCUCUUUCUGUAGGCACCAUUGUCCCACCUCCAAGGCCUGCUUCCAGACCAAAGCUUACUUCAGGCAAACUCAGUGGGAUUAAUGAAAUACCCAGGCCAUUCAGCCCACCUAUAACUUCCAAUACCAGCCCACCUCCUGCAGCUCCUUUAGCCCGGGCAGAAAGUUCUUCCUCUAUCUCAUCUUCAGCUUCAUUAAGUGCUGCCAACACUCCAACAGUAGAAGAUGAUAAUUUGAUUGGGACACUCUCUGAAAUUGAAAAGCACUGUGAGACUUCACAAGGUGUGUCACGAGGUCCCAGCCCUGUCAGCCUUGGAAAUCAAGACACCUUACCUGUGGCAGUUGCCCUCACAGAAUCUGUUAAUGCCUAUUUUAAAGGAGCAGAUCCCACCAAGUGUAUUGUGAAGAUCACUGGUGACAUGACAAUAUCAUUCCCAAGUGGAAUUAUUAAAGUCUUCACUAGCAAUCCAUCUCCAGCUGUGCUGUGCUUCAGGGUGAAAAAUAUCAGCAGGCUAGAGCAAAUUCUUCCAAAUGCACAACUUGUGUUCAGUGAUCCAUCACAGUGUGAUUCUAACACAAAAGAUUUUUGGAUGAACAUGCAAGCUGUUACUGUCUACCUCAAGAAGCUAUCAGAGCAAAAUCCAGCUGCUUCUUACUAUAAUGUAGAUGUAUUAAAGUAUCAGGUAUCAUCAAAUGGUAUUCAGUCUACUCCUCUAAAUCUUGCAACCUACUGGAAAUGCAGUGCUGGCACCACAGAUCUUAGAGUGGAUUAUAAGUACAACCCAGAAGCUAUGGUGGCACCAAGUGUGCUUUCCAACAUACAGGUGGUGGUACCUGUGGAUGGAGGAGUCACAAACAUGCAGUCCCUUCCCCCUGCGAUAUGGAAUGCAGAACAGAUGAAAGCCUUUUGGAAACUGUCUGGUAUUUCAGAGAAAUCAGAAAAUGGAGGUUCUGGGUCCCUCAGAGCAAAAUUUGAUCUUUCAGAAGGACCUAGUAAACCCACCACACUUGCAGUGCAAUUCCUCAGCGAGGGAAAUACCCUCUCAGGAGUAGAUAUUGAACUUGUAGGCACUGGCUAUAGGCUUUCCUUAGUAAAGAAGCGGUUUGCCACUGGACGAUACCUGGCAGAUUGUUGAUGGACCUGGGACACUGGUUGGCUCGAGAGAAGUACAGGCUUGCCAUCCUGUGUUGUCUAUUCUUUCCAACACUAUGUUAGCUUGAAUUAGGUCUUUGAACGUACACAUAUUUGAGAACUGAUUACAAACAUUAAGUUGCACUUUUGAAAUGGGUCAUCAAAAGCAAUAGCACUGAAAUGAUUUUCAACACUGUUAAUGAUCAACUGCCAUAUUCCAGAAGCACAUUUGUUGAGAUUCUCAGUAAAAUGAAGUUUUCCUAGGCUGAAAUUUUACAUUAUCUUCAGUGUCUAUGUUCAGUAGUAGUGUAUUAUCAGGCCUAAAAUUUCAGGAGAGCAAGCACAAAAUAAUUCAGCUUUCCAUAAAUUUUUAGAGUCAGAGAUAGCUUUGAAAUUUCCUGAGUUUGAUAUUGAAUGGAGUCACACAGAACGUGACUUGUAAGUUUUGGAUAAUGUUAAUUUAGAAUGCUCAAAUUGAGUUAUGUGCCAUAAAGUAAUCAGACCAGAGUCCAAGGCGUAUGCAAAAAAUGUAUAAUUUGAUUCUCAUAUAAACAUUAAUAAAGUGUAAAUGGUGUUUUGUAUGAUUUUUUUUUAAUUCUCAAGUGCAAUGUUUUUAAAAUAAGCUUGCAAAAGACAGCAGAGAAAUUUACUUCUGCAGUUAGUUAACUUUAUAGAAUUUGUGAUUGUUUUUAAGAAUUAAUGCUGUAGAUUUAAUUUAUUUUUAUAUGGAUUACAUAAUGUGUGCCUUUUAAAACAAUAACAAAAGCCAGAAAUGUGCCUAUCCAGUUUGUGUUCAUUAACGUGCCUCACUUUUUUUCCCCUGGCAGUCUGGAUCUUCUCUUCUGUCUUAGGGUGGUCAAGCAUUUUUACAACAUAAUUGCCAUUUGUGUAAAUACCUUUGGCCUUAGUUGGGAAGGAAAUUCAGAGUAACUAAAGGAUAAUUUGUACUUUAACACUGUGGCUCACUUUUUCAGUGAUAUACUAUAGCCACUCGAAAGAGAAAUAUCCCCAAGGGCAUAUGUUUGCAGGGGGGAAACGUUACCUUCAGUUAUUCCACCUGAGUAUGUAAAUCAUAAAGGAAAUAUUGAAAAACUGAUUAAUGAUUAAUUGGUAACUGCUGUUUUAUUUCUCAGCUUGGAACUUCCCUUCAUUCUUUUUAUCAUUGGAAAUUUAUAUACGUUACUGAACAUGUUGUGAGCAUGAAUUUCUUAUUUUGUGAGGAACACAUUUAAGAAACAUUAGUUUUGGCAUUGGAGAAGUACUGCCGUUGUUUUCAUUUCAACAGUUGGGAAAAUUACCCAUUUAUAGGUUUUUAUUAUAUAACUGCCACCUGCUAGAAAUGUGGAGAUUAUUUGAAGUGAUGGAUUGGGUUAAGCAUUUCUUUAUUAAUUACUUAUUAAGUAGUAAAAAACCUAACUUUAUAGCAAAUCCUGAUUAAUUGAAGGACUUAAAAUAUUUUGGACAGUUUCAUGAUUUACAAAUGAAAGUUUUAUUUAUAAGGAUAAAUGCCAGUGUCCUGCAUUUUACGUAGAAGUGAUAAAUUGUGUUAUAUAUGAUAAUUUAUAUAAAACCACUAAUUAUUCUGUUGAGCUUUAUGGAACAUAAAACCCCUACUACUAGACACUUAUGUAAUGUCUUGCUCUACUAAAUACAGCAGAAAAUCUACUUACUAGCAAUACAUGUAACACAAUAUGUGCUUUUUAAAUAUAUUCAGUGUUAGCCCAGUUCUAAAUUUAGAUUUGACUAAAGCAGCACAUUAAGACAAUUUGCUGAAAUGUUCAUCUUUACUACACAGUGAGUGAAAUGAGAAUUGCUAACUCUUAUAUUGUGUUCUUUUAAAUGCCAAUUACAGCCCCUUACUGAAAUCUUAAAUGUAACUGCUUUGUAAUCGGGCUCUUCUAAUGGGCAGUUAAUACUUUAUUAUUGGACUUCAGACACCAUUACACUCACCAUGUUUGUUUUUAAAUCAAGUAUUACCUGACAAUUACAAAUUAGUGAAAUGGUUAAACUUCUGCACUUUCUUAAUUACCACAGUCUUCAUACCAAGUGUUGAUACCUACAUUUGUAUUAGGCACAGGUUACAAUUUUGAAGCCAUAUGAGUUUAUAUUGAUUUUUGUUUUUCAUUUAAAUCCACUAAUGGUGUAAAAAAGACCAGUAGAUUUUCAAUGGGAAAUGUAUUUAGCAAGCUGGUUCUUGCUUAUGUAUAGUGAUAAACUUUGUAGCUGCCUCUUUAACCAAGAAUUUGUAAACACAGAACUCUAACAAAUGUGAGUUUUUAAGAAAUGUUAUUUACUACUUUGAGUUGUAAUUAGAACAAUGCAAAUCUAUCUUACACAAUUUUGUAAAUAUUUUUGAUUUUUUCAUAAAAUGUAAAUUUUACAUAAAAGUGGUACCCUUAAUAAACAUGUAAUAUAU